Messenger RNA from Lytechinus pictus (painted urchin), 3956 nucleotides. RefSeq lists its product as uncharacterized. The record is from RefSeq and is a predicted model, not a curated record. The coding region runs from base 81 to 1310 and encodes 409 amino acids. Gene Ontology annotation, cellular component: nucleus. Lineage: Eukaryota; Metazoa; Echinodermata; Echinoidea; Temnopleuroida; Toxopneustidae. The transcript is spliced from 2 exons.
GAUGUAUGUCAGUUGAAUCGAAGAGUUCCUCGUGGCCUUGAUGAUAAGGGUUCGUUCACUUCAACUACUGUCCGCCAGCAAUGACCGUUGCCGUGCCCGUUGAGCGUUAUUCUCCGUUUCCAUGGAAAUCCGCAUCCCAUCUGCCUUGCCCCGAUCAUCAACCCUACUGCUGUUACCAUGACGAAUCUUUCGUAGCAUCUGACGAUGGCUGUGAUGACGUCUCCAGCAUCUCACCCCGAUACAACCACCAAUCUACGACGCACGCAACCAGCCCAGGGAACGUAGUUCGUAGCCCUUUGGUAAGCUGCCCUCGUACUCCUUUACAGACGACUCAUCACCACCAAACUCCGAUAGGACCGUCUUCACGAUCUGACUGCUGUGUUCGAAAACCGAUAGCAAUGGGUGGGCGAAGUCUCCUUGAUGAGGACGUCGAGGUGGAGUAUGGCAGGGAUGAGCAGACAGUUACCAGCUGCCACGGCGCCAAAAAACGAAAAUUAUGUGAGAUGCUAGAUGACACGGAAGAAUGCGGGUGUAGGACACCUCAGGAAAUGACGAUGGUCUCAGAGACUCUGCAGAUGAAUCAUGGAGAGGCCAUCUUAAGAUGUAAUGGUUGUGGACCUAUUGAGGAAUGUUGUCGCUGUGAUCCGGAUGAUUUCUUUCCUGAUGUAAGCAGUGAGAUUGAAUUACCAAUGUGCUACGACGGAGACGAUUUCAAGUCGAGAUCGAUGACAUCGACGUCACCCGAUAUCAUGGACAAUGUGAUUCCAGAUAUACUUCCAUCAUGUAGAACUUCUGAUUUGAUGGGCAUGUCUGAGGAGGACGUCGAAGCUAUCAGGGCUUGUGAUAGGAGGAGAGUUUUAGACAUGUCGCUACAUAAGAUGCGAUGUAUAGAUGACCCUGAGGUCUCAUUACGAAGGUCUGUCUUGAUAGCCAACAUGGUGACUAAACUCAGGCAAGAAAUUCGUCAAGAAGACUACUGUAGAACGGUAUUGCCUAAGAAACGUCGAAGCUAUCGCAGACCAUGGUUAGGUGGUCCUGAUAGAGUGUCCGAACCACCGUGUUUAUAUCAAGGUAACCAACCUAGGAGGCGUUUCUCUGAAGAUAUGGCUUGGGAAGUGUAUCCUUCUAACGAAAUGCUUUUGAACAACGGUGGAAGGUACACAGAACAUGAGGACAUUCAAUGUCAAGAGCCAAUUGAUCAGUGCCAUGAACAAAUCCAAACCUCUAUGCCAGAAGAAGAAAGGAACUCAGUGCUUGGGGAUAUAGAUAGUAUUUUUCAAAGUCUUAUGGCCUGUGUUGGAGGGCCUUAACGCAAUGAAAGUUUAAAAAUUUGUUUAUUUGGGGCAAAUUAAUUUUUCAAUUCAUCAAGGGCAUGGUAUUCUACUUAAUCUACUUCACAUAGAUUUAUACUGUCAGCUUUUGUUCAGGAUUUCCAAAUGGGUUCACACGGAUAUCCAACACUGCUUCAUCAAUUGCAUAACGUUUAUAAAUUAUUACAGGUUUAAUUGUUCUGUGUGUAUAUUCACAGAGUAAUAUUGCUUUAGAACACACUUAUGAAAGCAAUGAUAUCAUGAUGUAAUGUCGGUAAAAUACCAUGCCCUUUGAAAAUAAUUUUAUUGAAUGUAAAUGUUUUUCAUAAUUUUUUUAUCAUGCGGUUAUUCCCACUUUCACGGUUCAUGCAUGUAAACGGUUUCCGUCCAUAUACUUGUGCACCGUGAUUUGCCCCGUCCUUGACAUGAGCUAGUCUAAUCCAACAUCCGAGAAACAGACUUUGUUUUAUUUAUUUAUUUAUUUCACAUAUUAAGAAAGGGUGGACCGAGCCAACCUUUGUGGGUUUCAUCAGUGUCCUUAUAAUAAAAAAUACAUCAAAACAUUACAUAAAUACAUCCAGAUUUACUAACAAAACAUAAGACUGUAUAAUACUGAAUGAUACAAAGCAAGGAUAAAGAAAUGACACUUUUAAAAGAUGAUGUCAUGUAUCCAUUUCAUUGAUCCAUUCGAUUCGCCCAGAGUCAUGAUUAUUUACUGAUAUUAUUCAAGUAUCAGCUAGGAUUUGUUUACUAUACAUAAUCACUUUAAGUGGGCGAAAGUAUGUAUGGAUAUGUAUUUUCUAUCAACGUCGUAAAUCAUGAAUAACAGGGUACGUAUGCAGCUGAAGUUGCGAUUGAACCACCAUUAUGAUCGUUUGCAUGACAAUCAAGAAUCAUUUUCAAAUUGGUUGGGGUUUUCUUUUAUUAUUUAACAUGCUAUUGUGCCUGAAUGAACUAAUACUUUUAAAUCUUUGACAAGAUAGAAGGAGUCGAGUGCAUAGUGAUGAUGAAUUCGAUUAAACUCAAAGAAAAUUUAUUGAUUUAGAGUUAAUUUGCCUUAACACCAGACGCGGUUCUACAAACAGAUUUUGGGUCACACGUCCACACCCUACCCGCUAAUUUAGCAAACAAGAAGAAAAAAACUGCUGUUUAAUGAAAAUUAUAUUGUAUUAUAUUGACGUCGAGUCCCUCCGUGAAUCAUCACUUAAUUUAAAAGGGGAAACGUUGAUAUUUUACUUGCUCGCUGCGCUUUCUCGCAUAUGGAGUCAUUGUAUAAUGUCAUUAACGAGUUGAUAGAUGCAAAAUAGCUUCGGAAAGCAUACACAUUCCACAAUUUAUCCAUAUGACUAAAUACAGAAGAUAUUUCUAAUAUAAUGGGCAUAUGGUGAAUAACAUAACACUCCCAACCAUGAAAAUUUUGGGGUUUUCAUCACUCCCUCCAAUUGCUUAUAAUCAUUAAUGUGUCGCGAAAGAGAACAAUAAAUUGGACCUGUAAAACUUUGUUAAAGAAUAAUAUUUUGCAGCAGACCUAUAGCUUAUCCCGGCUCUCGUGGAUCGAUUGAUCGGUCAUUCAAUAUAUAUAGAUCGAUGUAUCCAAAGCCCCCUAACCCUACCCCACCUAAAAGCAUAAACUAGUAAAGAAAUUGAUGAAUACAUAGAUAAAUUAUAAUUAUGUUUAAGUCCUUCUUGGCUCCGUUCCAUUAACUUAAAAUAAUGGUAACUUUGCAAUCACUCGUAUCUACCAAAUAUCAUGAUCAUAGUACCAUUUACUCUUCAGAUAAUCAAAUGAAUGGAUUCAGUAGAAUUUACUAUAAUUAUAUAUUCCAUGCAACGGGACCCAGCGAUCGCUUCGUGAAGCUGAACGUAUAUGAAUGAGUUUGCACGACUGAUGCUCCUUUUUCUGCUAAACACUAAUCCCAACAAUUUCCGUGUAUUGCAAUAUAUCCAUGAUCUCUGACUUUCUAACCCCAGAAAUAAUAAUAAAAAAACAAUUCAGAGUAUACAAACCAUAAAUAGAUAUACAGAACAAUUUAUUUUGCCGUCUUGAAUGAUACCCCCCCCCCCCCGAUAAUAAUAAUAAUAAUAAUUUAUAUAGCGCCAUCUAUCUAGAAAUAUUCUAUUCCGAGGCGCGUUGUUAUUAUUAUUAUUACUCCGGCUUUAGCCGGGGUAAUAAUGAUGAUAAUAAUGAUAAAAAAAUAAUGAUAAUAAUUAUUUUAAAACAGCACUCAAACAUUUCGUUUCACAGUAUUUCAAUUCCUUCUUAUUUUGUAAUAUCCCACCAAGCUAUUUGUGCUAAAACUGUACUACAUUCAACAACUUGCAACUUUUAUUUUGUUUGAUCAAAAUAAUGAACGCGCCUGCAUUUUUCUAUAUACAACUGAAUUGGGCUCAUUAUCUCAAUUCUUUUAGGCACAUAUUGUAUGAUGUUAUUAUCAAAGACGAUUGAGCAGAAGAGAACAUCAUUUUUGUUUUUUUGUUUGUUGGGAAUGCGCAUUUUUAUGAAAAGGGUACUUUGGAGUGCAAUUGCAUGAAAUUCUAAAUUGAGUUUAUGUAUAUCUUGUUUAACUAAGUUGUGUCGUGUGUGACACUCGUGAAAACUUCAGUGUGAACUUGUAUAAAAUAUCAAGAGAAAUUACAUCAAUUUUG